GCUGCCUUCAAUGACGAUUAUAAAUGAAUCUGAUGUAUUGUACGAUAAUAAUGGAUCUAUUCUAGUCUGCCGAAAUCUGCUCAAUUUCACGGUUAGUUCAAAUCCACAGGAUAAUCUCUCAGGAGAUGAUUCGAAGGAAGCGCUAGGAAUACUGACGAUCGUCUGCAUUGCCAUUUCUCUCGUCUGUUUACUCAUACGAAUUGCACUGCAACCGUUUGUUGCAUUAUUUCAAACUUUCCCAGGAAAACUUCAACUAUCUCUCUGCCUCUCUCUAGUAUUGUGGAAAGUUUUCUUCUUAGCUCGACCAUUUGCCAGUUUAAGUGGCGACGUCAGCGCGUGCAUCGCGGUGGCUGCGUUAUUCCAUUGGAGCUUACUGGCGUCGUUUUUCUGGAUGAACGUCAUUGCUAUUGAUUUGUGGAAGACCUUUAGGCGCACGUCAUCGUUACAAAUAUCGGCAGAGUCCAACAAAACUAUCUUUGGGUAUGUCUGCUAUGCAACUUUAUUGCCAGGCGGAAUUGUUGCUCUUUGUCUGGUUUUGGACUACGUCGACAUAGAUUCUCAGUUCCAACCGCAUUACUCGGGGCCCGCCUGUUACAUUAGCAAUAUCUACCCGCUUGUCUUGUUUCUCGUGGCCCCUAUCGGAGUUAUCCUUAUUGUGAAUAUCGUUCUUUUUGCCAUGAUCGCAAGGUCAAUACACAUCGCCAUUUCUGAGGCGGGAAAACUGAAGGCAAAAAGAAACAAACACACUUUUCUUAUUUAUGUGAGACUUUUUGCUCUGAUGGGAACAACGUGGCUAUUUGGCUUCCUUUCCGGAGGACUCAAUGUCCUCGCGUUGAACUUUAUCUUCGUUAUUUUAACAACUUUGGACGGCUUAUUUAUAUUCAUAGCCGUCGUCUGCUCAAGGCGGGUGUGGCGGGAUCUUCGAGACCGGAAGAUAAUAACUAGGUCCAGCACGCGCACUUUGACACUUAGCUCAAGUAAUAAGCUUCCGCCGACACCAAAAUCUCCCACUCCAUCGGAGAGCAAUUCCUUGAAAUUCUCACUAAAACAAGACACAAGUUUAAGUCGGCUUUAAAUGUAACAUUGCUCAAAAUAUGGUGUUUUUCUAUCAGUUUUAACCUCUACAGAAAAUGAU
This is a messenger RNA of Lingula anatina, 1135 nucleotides long. RefSeq lists its product as uncharacterized. Gene Ontology annotation, molecular function: G protein-coupled receptor activity. Gene Ontology annotation, biological process: G protein-coupled receptor signaling pathway; cell surface receptor signaling pathway. The record is from RefSeq and is a predicted model, not a curated record. Lineage: Eukaryota; Metazoa; Brachiopoda; Lingulata; Lingulida; Lingulidae. Gene Ontology annotation, cellular component: membrane.